Messenger RNA from Etheostoma spectabile (orangethroat darter), 1688 nucleotides. RefSeq names its product transmembrane protein 47 (gene tmem47). Gene Ontology annotation, cellular component: cell-cell junction; membrane. The record is from RefSeq and is a predicted model, not a curated record. The transcript is spliced from 3 exons. Lineage: Eukaryota; Metazoa; Chordata; Actinopteri; Perciformes; Percidae. The coding region runs from base 220 to 765 and encodes 181 amino acids. Gene Ontology annotation, biological process: cell-cell adhesion.
AGCGGAGCGGAGUGCUGGUCUACAGCAGCGGCAGUAGCGUCCUCUGGACUCGGGACGCGGAGCGAGCGGCAGCUCCCCAUCCUGCGACCCACAACACGGCACGGGCAGGGGGGACAACCACAUCUUAAACCUGACUAAUGUUGUGGAUUUAACAGACCCCAAAACACACGUUCUUUUAUUUUUAGAUUAUUUUUUUUUAAUGAAUGAGAUACUUUAGAUAUGGCUUCAUCCGUGAGCGGGACAGAGGAGGUCCGGGUGUCGCCGUUGACGCCCCUGAAGUUGGUGGGACUGGUGUGCGUGUUUCUCGCCCUGUGCCUGGAUGUCGGGGCCGUGUUGAGCCCGGCGUGGGUCACGGCGGACGACCAGUACUACCUGUCCAUGUGGGUGUCCUGCUGGAAGCCCGUCAGCUCCGCGGAGUGGUCCUGCAACAGCACGCUGGCCACCGACUGGCAGAUUGCCACACUGGCCUUGCUGUUGGGGGGGGCGGCCCUCACCCUGCUCUCCUUCCUUGUGGCGCUGAUCUCCCUGUGCUCUGGCUCCAGGAGUCGCUGCUACAAGCCGGUGGCGGUCAUGCUAUUCUCUGCAGUGGUGCUCCAGGUGUGCAGCUUGGUCCUGUUCCCCAUCAAGUUCAUAGAGACAGUCAGUCUGAGGGUGUACCACGAGUUUAACUGGGGCUACGGCCUGGCCUGGGGAUCUACCAUCUUCUCUUUUGGAGGAGCCAUCCUCUACUGCCUCAACCCCAAGAACUAUGAAGACUACUACUAAAAUGACAAGAGGAGAAACUGAGACUCUGCUUCAUUCGGUGUCCACUCCUGUAAUAGGGACCUUCUGUCUUUUACACAGUUCACAAUCACAGAUAAAAAAAAAAACAGGAAAAAUAAACACUUAUUGUUAGUUUCAGAACUGGAAAUGAGCUCUUCCAUUUGAUAAGGUGAACUUGUUUUCUCAGACUAUCCUCACUCAUUGGACCAAAGCCUUGUGCUUGUGUGGACCUUAGCUCUGUGAGGUUUGGCUGCAAACCCAGCUGUGAAAAAGAAAUCCAACUCAGCCAGUUUAAUUUGAAUUUGAUAAUGUCAGCAAUCAGAUUAGACUGUGUCCCCUUUAAAUGAAACUCCAGUAGAUCUGGGAAAAUCUGGAGGGAACAGAUGGGUUCACUGACCCCAUACCAGGACCAGGUGGAAUAAUUAAUAAAUCAGAGCAAAGAAUGGAGGUAAACUUGGGCCUGUCAGGGAAGUAACAGACCCAGGGAGGAAGAUAUCCUAUUGAAAUAAUAUCACGAGGAUGAUAAAGUGAGGAAGACAGGGCACACCUAAGGAAAUGCUACAUUUCCCCAGAGAUAGUAUAAACUACAACUGGAACUUGGCUUAACCUUCUUUCUCCAAUAGAGUGUAAUAGAUACAUACUGCUUAUAAACAGAAGCUACCUAAGACAGUAAAAACAUUCCACAGCCACCUUCCAAAUCAUUACAUACUGGUGAGAGAGACAUUUACUGGUUAAUAAAUAGCACAGUCACAUGUAAUAUGUGGUAUAACCUUUGGACUUCUAAUGUGAACCUGCAUCAUAACCUAAGUUAUACCUGCUUUUUGAUAAAUAAAAACAAUGGUUGUAUUAUAUGUAAGUAUGCACACUAAGCAUAAUAAAGCACUAUUCAUUACAAGAAGACCAGUGGGAAACAAGAUGGCAAAUGA